GUUUGACGUUAAACCCACCCGGUCAAGGGCAAAAUGGUGCGUCAAGCACUCAGCAUGGUGAGCGGCAGUGGGAAGCGCGAGCCCGAUGGGCCGGACGGCGGCCCGCCCGCCAAGCGCGCCAAGGACAUGAGCGUAGCAUCCAGCGACGCGGUUCUUGCCGAGGACGAUGCGGAAGAUCGGAAGCGACGCGCCAUGGCACAGAGCCGCGGGCGACGACCGUCCGUGAGCUCGGGCAGCCUCCAGAACGCCGCCAUGGCCGGCCCCAAGAAGUUUGUACCCAAGUCGGACGACGCCAUCGAGCGCAUCAAGCGGGCGGUCGCGAGCAACUUCAUGUUCAACUCGCUCGACAUGGAGCAGCAGCGCGACGUCAUUGGCGCGAUGGAGGAGAAGGUCGUGCGCCGAGGCGACGUCGUCAUCAACCAGGGCGAGGAAGGCGACUACUUUUACGUGAUUGACGACGGCGAGUUUGACGUCUUUACCCGCGCGACUGGCCUUGCGACGCCCGUCUGUCACUACGUCAAAGGCAACACGUUUGGCGAGCUCGCGCUCAUGUACAACAGCCCCCGCGCAGCCACGGUGGUCGCCACGACAGACGCAGUGCUCUGGGCGCUGGACCGGGACACCUUUCGACGCAUCAUUGUCACGGCGAGCAAGCUGCGGUCGCAGAAAUACGAAGCGCUGCUGGCCAACAUGGAGCUCAUGUCGCACUUGACGCGGCCCGAGGUGUCGAUCAUCGCCGACGCACUCCAGCCCGCCACGUACCGCGCCGGCGACGUCCUCAUCCGCCAAGACGACGACGACUACCACACGUUUCAUUUCUACCUGCUCCUGGACGGCGAAUGCAACUUUGUGUAUUCAGACGAGGACGGCGCGAGCUCGGUCGUGGGCUCGGUCGGGCCGGGCGGCUACUUUGGCGAAAAGGCGCUCACGGAGAAGUCCAAGCGCGCCGUGAGCGUCGUGGCGGCGACCGACGUGACCUGCUUGUCGAUGGACGUGGCGACGUUUGAGCGGCUCAUGGGCCCGUUCCAGGAGAUCUUUGCGCGCCAGAUCACCAACUACCCGAACGCGAGCGAGGUUCACUUUGCAUUGCGCCAGACGCGAACCGGUCUUUAGUCGUCUCGUGAAGUAGAGAGCACUAGCUCGUAAGAUCGAACGCGGGCGCCCGCCGCUCGCCAAACAACUGCCUCCUCGACGUCGCCGAAAGCAAAGCAAAGGACGCUAAGAGACCCAAGCGACGUGUGCUCUCUCUUCCUCGCCCUUGCGACUCGGCAUCAUAGUACAGUGUACUGUCGUCCUUAGCCAGGUUGACAUCCCGAACACUGUGACUCUGCGGCUUGG
Saprolegnia diclina VS20 is the source of this 1338-nucleotide messenger RNA. RefSeq lists its product as hypothetical. The record is from RefSeq and is a predicted model, not a curated record. Gene Ontology annotation, biological process: regulation of protein phosphorylation. Gene Ontology annotation, cellular component: cAMP-dependent protein kinase complex. The transcript has 5 exons. Lineage: Eukaryota; Oomycota; Saprolegniomycetes; Saprolegniales; Saprolegniaceae. Gene Ontology annotation, molecular function: cAMP-dependent protein kinase regulator activity. The coding region runs from base 34 to 1113 and encodes 359 amino acids.